Molecule: messenger RNA, 927 nt
Organism: Medicago truncatula (barrel medic)
Lineage: Eukaryota; Viridiplantae; Streptophyta; Magnoliopsida; Fabales; Fabaceae
Exons: 3
Coding region: 1-927 (308 amino acids)
Source: RefSeq, a predicted model, not a curated record
AUGGCCGUAUGUGAUUGGAAUAUGUGUUUCACUUUUGUAUUGGCUGGUUGGGAAAGUACUCCUCAUGAUGCUCGUGUUUUUUACCAAGCUUUAACAAAUGCAAAUCUUAAUUUUCCACACCCUCCGCCAGGUAAGUAUUAUUUGGUAGAUUCUGGCUAUCCAACACCAAUAGGGUACAUUGGUCCAUACAGACAUGAACGGUAUCAUCUUCCUGAAUUUAGGCGUUCUAACGGGUUUGCAAAUCAUAAUGAAGUAUUUAAUUAUUAUCACUCAAGUUUAAGGUGCACAAUAGAAAGAACUUUUGGGGUAUGGAAGAACAGAUUUGCAAUCCUACGUCGCAUGCCUAACUUUAAAUUUGAGACACAAGUUCAAAUAGUUGUCGCAACAAUGGUUAUACACAACUUUAUCCGAAGGAAGGCAGAAAUUGAUAUUGAUUUUAAUGUUUAUGAAGAUGAAAGCACGAUCAUUCACCAUGAUGAUAGCUCAUCUAACUUGGAUCAAUCCCAUGUUUUAAAUGUAGUUUCGUCGUCAGAGAUGGAUCGCGUUCGAAACAUAAUUCGCAAUGAAAUUAUUGAGCACAGUAAGAAAAUAGUAUUCAGCAAGGAUGUAAAGUUUGAUGAAACAAAGUGGUGGAACUGGAAAGACAAGACAUCAAAUAACUUUGAAAGUCACUUCUAUCUAUCUGAUUCAGAAACAGAAGAUGCUGGGACUGAAGAACAAGAAGAAGUAGUUGGUGAUACAGAUGAAGGAGGUGCAGGUGUUGUUAAUAGGCCAACAAGGAAUACUCAACCACCAGUCAGGUUGAGAGAUUUCCUGAUCAAGCAGUCACAUAUGAAGGUGAAAUUGUGCAAUCAACAAUGCUUGCUAAAGCUGAACCAGUAUCUUUUGAGGAAGCUCUUAAACAAAAUCACUGGAAGAAAGCAAUGA